Soboliphyme baturini is the source of this 351-nucleotide messenger RNA. The record is from the annotation of a GenBank genome assembly. Lineage: Eukaryota; Metazoa; Nematoda; Enoplea; Dioctophymatida; Soboliphymatidae.
AUGGGACGAAAGGGAACCAUAGAUCCCUCUGCGACGUUUCCUCGAGGAAGACAGAGACAUCUGGUGUCGCGAACCUCGCGUCACAGAUCAUGCGAAAAACCGCUUUUGUCGCAGCGGCGUGGUUCCGCUCGACUUCGCGUGUCGCAGCCGCCGUCGCUCAAACUGGAGCGCUUCGUGAGACGAGUGCCGCGUCCUGGUUUCCGCGACGCUCACUCGGCGACCUCGACUUGCGACAGACGACUGCACCCUCACACACGCCCUCAGUGCGGCAGAGGUUUCCGACCUGCGACGCGUGCCAUCCUCCCCAAACGACCAGCGCCGCUCUUCGUCUGCAGAGUUCGUAAAGCCUGA